Molecule: messenger RNA, 897 nt
Organism: Centropristis striata (black sea bass)
Lineage: Eukaryota; Metazoa; Chordata; Actinopteri; Perciformes; Serranidae
Product: homeobox protein Hox-A11a
Exons: 2
Coding region: 1-897 (298 amino acids)
Biological process (GO): anatomical structure development; regulation of transcription by RNA polymerase II
Cellular component (GO): nucleus
Molecular function (GO): DNA-binding transcription factor activity, RNA polymerase II-specific; RNA polymerase II cis-regulatory region sequence-specific DNA binding
Source: RefSeq, a predicted model, not a curated record
AUGAUGGAUUUUGACGAAAGGGUCCCCGUUGGAUCGAACAUGUAUUUGCCCAGUUGCACUUAUUACGUGUCGGCGGGGGCUGAUUUCUCCGGUCUUCCCUCGUUUUUAUCCCAGACCCCUUCCACCCGCCCCAUGACAUACUCCUACUCCUCUAACCUGCCGCAGGUCCAACCCGUCAGAGAGGUGACGUUCAGGGACUAUGCAGCCAUUGAAGCGUCCGGUAAAUGGUCGCACCGGGGGAACUUACCCCAUGGCUACCCCAGCGCGGAGGACAUGGUGCACCGGGACUGUCUUUCGGCUCAAACUGCAGUCGUAGGGGACAUGUUCGGUAAAAACAGCCCCGCCGCCGCCGCCGCCGCCGCCUACCACCACCACCAUCAUCACACGAGCGCCGGCUCUGCUCCCACCAAUUUCUACGGGAACGUGGGCAGAAAUGGCGUGCUGCCACAAGUCUUCGACCAGUUCUACGAAACUGCGUACGGGAACGCGUCGGAGAGCUCCUCUACAAAUAGCUACUCAGGGGACAAAACGGCGACCAAGCAGCCCAGCUCUGCGCCGGAGGACGCACCGUCGUGCAGGGACACCGAGGCGAAGGAGCCACGGGAGGAGACGAGCAGCCCGGAGUUAUCUUCCGGCAACAAUGAGGAGAAAUCCAGCAGCAGCAAUGGACAGAGGACCCGCAAGAAAAGGUGCCCUUAUUCCAAAUAUCAGAUCAGAGAACUUGAACGAGAAUUCUUUUUCAGUGUGUACAUUAACAAGGAGAAACGCCUGCAACUGUCUCGGAUGCUCAACCUCACCGACCGACAAGUGAAGAUCUGGUUUCAGAACCGUCGCAUGAAGGAGAAGAAACUGAACAGAGAUAGAUUACAAUAUUAUACGUCUAAUCCUCUGCUUUAG